This is a messenger RNA of Trichoderma aggressivum f. europaeum, 1119 nucleotides long. RefSeq lists its product as uncharacterized. The record is from RefSeq and is a predicted model, not a curated record. The transcript has a single exon. Bases 1 to 1119 code for a protein of 372 amino acids. NCBI's taxonomy places the organism in Eukaryota, Fungi, Ascomycota, Sordariomycetes, Hypocreales, Hypocreaceae.
AUGAAGUCCGCUGCCGUUGCUGCUUUUGGCCUCUUCGCCGGCCUGGCCUCUGCCACCUCCCCCAUCCGCCACCUGCACUUCCCCAGGUCCAACACCACCACCGCUGCCGUUGACGAUGCUGCUCCCACCACGCUGACUGUCAUUGCUACCUCGGUUCACACCGUCAUUAGCUGUGCUCCCACCGUCACCAACUGCCCGGCUCACCUCAACUCCACCGGUGCUGGCAGCCUGCCCGAGUCGGCCAGGACCACCGUGAUUGUCACCGAUACCAUUGUCCUGGCCACCACCGUCUGCCCCGUGGCCGAGGCUUCCAGCAUCUCGUCCUCUCUGCAGGCCGCUCACUCCUCCGGCCAAAUCACCGGCUCGACCAUCAAGGCCACUCCUCCUGCUGCCGUCACUCCCCCGCCCAACGCCGGCGUUUCUGUCACUGAUGUUGUCACCGACAAGACCCUGACUUACACCAUUGGCAAGGGAGCCGGUGCCUCUGUCGUCACCACCACCAUUCAGGCCACUACCAAGAAGACCAUCACCCUCACCAGCACUCUCGGCAACGGUGAGAACGGCCCUGAACCCACCACCACCACCACGGCCACCACUACUGACACGACCUACGUUACAGUCCAGCCGGUGCAGACCUCCGGUGGCAGCUCCGGUUCCAACACUGGUGGCAACGCUCCUCCUGCCAACGUCCCUCCUGCUAACGGCGAGGGUUCUUGCGCCAGCGCCACCGUUACCGUCACCGUCGCCAAGGAGACUGUCACUGUCCCCGCCUCGACCGUCUAUGUCACCAUUGCUCCCAGCUCUUGUGACUCUGGCUCUGCUCCCGCCGUCACUGACAAGUCCACCGACAACUCUGGCUCCGGCAGCUCUGGCUCCAACUCUGGUUCCAACUCUGGCUCUGGCAGCUCUGGAUCCGGCUCUGAGGGCAGCGGCAACAACAACGGCUCUGGCGACUCUGCUGCCACUGCUACCACCAGCACUCCUUGCCCCACUGACAUUACCACCACCGUCCGUGCUACUGUCACUGUCCAGCCUUACCCCAUCAACAACGGCACUGUUCCCACCAGCGGCGCUGCUCAGGCUUCCGCUUCCGGCUUUGCUCGCCGUCUCCGCCGAUAA